Mollisia scopiformis is the source of this 1156-nucleotide messenger RNA. RefSeq lists its product as uncharacterized. Lineage: Eukaryota; Fungi; Ascomycota; Leotiomycetes; Helotiales; Mollisiaceae. The transcript has 4 exons. The record is from RefSeq and is a predicted model, not a curated record. Bases 95 to 805 code for a protein of 236 amino acids.
UUGAUCUAUGAAUGUUCACAGCACGACAUGGUUCAACGACUAUUGAACUCUAUGAGUCGACUUCUGGUUGGAUUUUGUCAUUGAACAGUCAAACAUGCAGCCGAAUGCUUGCUCGAUAAAGAAAAUUAAAGACGAUAUGACAGCCACUCCACAGUCAGGGGAAGACUCAGAGGGUCAUCGAAAACGAAAUGGCUUGCCUCCAGAAGUUAUAGAAAUUAUCUGGCCUGCUCUGCAGGUUGGAGGACUUUCCGGUCUGUCUGGAUUGACUCUCGGAGCAUUUGCUGGUGUUAUGCGCUCGAGUCCCCCUGCACUGUUUGCUAUGGCUGCUGGCAUCCAGUGGUUCACUCUGGGCACCACCAUUUGGGCGUCUAGAGGGUUUGUCCUCCACGCAUGGGGAAAAGAAAAAGUUACGCCACGUGAGAAGAUAUCUGCAAGUGCUAUAGCAGGAGCAAUAGGUGGAACAGCUGGAGGUCUUCUUCGGGGGCGAAAGAACGUAAUUCCAGGUGCAACCAUGGUGGCUCUGUUUGGAGCUACAGGACAGUAUUUGUACAAUGUUGCAGAUGCUCGGAAGACUACCCUUGCAGGAAAGCCAGAAAGUGCUAAAAAUUCAUGGCUGGACUCAAAAUGGAGUCCCAUGAAAGUGUUGUCAGACCAGGACUAUGAGAACAUGCUGCGAGAGAAAUUAUUACGUGUCAACGCCGAGAUUGCUCUCGUCGAUGACAACAUUGAAGCGCUAAGAGCUCAAGAGCAGAAGCAGAAGGCGAAAGGGAGGCCAGACGUGGAGAAUCCACGACCGGCCAAAUGAUGAAGCUCGACUACUCUUACCUAUAUAAUACGGAUGUUAUUGUCACAUGUGAAGAUCUCUGCAGUGGCAAAUCAGCAAAGAAUGAAGAACUCGCUUACGUGAGAGAAAUCGGUUAGGCUUCAGGUAGAGAGUAUCUUUUCCAUUAUUGUUCCAAAGUUUCAGUUCUUGCUAUGUCGUUACCGAAAAUCGGAAAGAACAUGAGGCCGAAUGACAACAGGUCCCUUUCACAAUGAAGCGUGCAUAACACAGAACAUCCGCACUCUGAUGGAGAAUCAUCUUUACAGCAUGUCAGAAGAUCUUAGUCUACAUAUCUGCAACAAGGAUCUCUAUUCUUCUAAUUCAGUCUUCCAC